AUGUCAGUAGCCAUGGGUACCUUACAGGCAGCCCCAGCCAGCUGCUUUGACCAGCUGAAGAUGGGCUUGAUGCACAUGGGCAUGGUGGUUGGGGCGUUGUUUGGCACCUUCUCCUGUCUCAGGAUUGGAAUGUGGGGUCAGGAGCUGAUGGGUGACAUUGGGAAAACCAUGAUGCAGAGUGGCAGCACCCUUGGCACAUUCAAGGCCAUUGGAAUGGGCACAAGAUGCUAA
Arvicola amphibius (Eurasian water vole) is the source of this 231-nucleotide messenger RNA. Its product is annotated as reactive oxygen species modulator 1-like. Gene Ontology annotation, cellular component: TIM23 mitochondrial import inner membrane translocase complex. The record is from RefSeq and is a predicted model, not a curated record. Gene Ontology annotation, biological process: protein import into mitochondrial matrix; protein insertion into mitochondrial inner membrane. NCBI's taxonomy places the organism in Eukaryota, Metazoa, Chordata, Mammalia, Rodentia, Cricetidae.